GACUAUGAAGAGAAAUAUCCUGAAGAUGCCACCUAUGAAGAGACGGCACCAAAUGCGAGGGUUUGGAGGACGUACGAAGAUGAAAGUAGGAUCCACGAUGCCAAUAUGGUGGAAGAAUCCCGGGAUAAUGUUGACGUACUGCUUGUCUUUGCAAGUCCUUACUCUGGUUUGUUUGAUGCGGGUCUUUUCUCGGCGGUCGUGACGACUUUCGUCAUUCAAACGUCCCAGAAUUUGCAGCCGGACUAUGCUGCCAUGUCGGCAUCUCUGCUCUAUGAAUCAGUCCUCGUUCAACAUGCCAUCGCCAACGGUUCCUCGGUCGACACCAUCACACCAUCCCCUCUUAGUCCCAGCAUUGCUUUUGUGCCUGCAACCACAGAUGUCUGGGUGAAUGGGCUGUGGUUCACGAGUCUGUUCCUCAGCCUUGCGACAGCACUCUUUGCUGUUCUCGUCAAGCAAUGGCUACACCACUAUGUCGUUCUGCCAUCCGGAACUCCGCGUGACCGUGCUUUUACUCGUCAGUUUCGAUAUGGUGGCUUUCAAAAGUGGCAUGUUCAGGCAAUCAUAGGGUUCCUUCCUUUUCUUAUGCACCUUGCUCUUGCUAUCUUUUUUGCGGGAUUGGUGAUUUUCCUACAUCCGCUA
Messenger RNA from Desarmillaria tabescens, 639 nucleotides. RefSeq lists its product as uncharacterized. The annotation marks the transcript as partial. Lineage: Eukaryota; Fungi; Basidiomycota; Agaricomycetes; Agaricales; Physalacriaceae. The record is from RefSeq and is a predicted model, not a curated record. The transcript has 2 exons.